AUGGAGUUGUCCUACUACAGGGUUACUAUAGAAAACGUCACUUUCCACCAUGAGGGAUUCUUCUGGAGAUGUUGGUUUAAUGGGAUUGUGGGAGAGAAUGAUUCCAAUAUCUGGCAGUUCUGGUACACCAAUCAGCCCCCAUGGAAGAACUGCACCCACGCUUACCUGUCGCCAUACCCCUUCCUGAGAGGCGAGCACAACUCCACCUCCUAUGACUCUGCAGUGAUUUACCGUGGCUUCUGGGCGGUCCUGAUGCUGCUGGGGGUGGUCGCCGUGGUGACUGCAAGCUUUCUGAUCAUCUGCGCAGCACCCUUCACCAGCCACCUUCUCUACAAAGCCGGGGGAGGCGCCUACAUCGCCGCAGGCGUCCUGUUUUCCCUGGUGAUGAUGCUGUAUGUCAUCUGGGUCCAGGCGGUGGCUGACAUGGAAAGCUACAGACACGUGAAAAUGAGAUACUGCUCAGACUUCAGCCCCUCUGUGCUGUACGGCUGGUCCUUUUUCCUGGCCCCGGCGGGGAUUUUUUUCUCCCUGCUGGCUGGAUUACUGUUUCUGCUUGUUGGACGGCACAUUCAGAUACAUCACUAGUCAGACUGCUGCCUUCAGUGUCUCCUUGAAUGAUUUUAAAACAGAGCUUUUUUUUUUUUUUUUUUUCUUUUCCAUUUUGUCUCCAUGAUCCUGGCAUAGAGUGAGGUGAUGUAACUUGUUACUUGCUAUUUGAAUUAGCCAUUGUGAUUUUCUCUCAUAGGAGGGUCUUAGAAUCUCUCCACGUGCUUCAGUCCUGUCUAAGUGCCCUCAGGAACCUAGUUUGCAGGUAACAUGGGCCUCAUCCCUUUCACCAUACUUGUUGGAGUUUGCAGGUAACAAAGGCCUGAAAGUGCAAAAUACCAUCACCAGGGGCAAAUCAUGAUUUGAUUUAAGUCUCCUUCACAUUCACUUCUGCUGCUCUUAAGAAAAAUUAUUGGGAGAGUAAUUACUUCUCUCUGUACGUAAAUAUCCACAUACACAGGUACCAGCUUCUGUGAGCAGAUUAUUCACCACUUAAAAAUAGAUCAAAGUUGCUCCCUUAGCAGGAGCCACACAAACUCAUCAGUUAGAAUGGGCCCCCACAAAACCAACCUGUAUUUAAUUCUGCUUUCUUAAGCAAAAUUAAGUUUGGUUAUGUUAAGUUAUUCACUUAAUUGUGCAUGCUUAUAUAAAUCUUAAGCUAUAUUUAAAAGAAGCAAAUCUCUAUACCAAAUCACAGAUAAUGCAGAUUGGAUUUUUGUGAACUGAAAGUGGCUUAAUUGUAUAUGGAAUAUGGUUGAAAGUAUGUAAAAACUAAGCGCCUGUGCUUUGUACAUAAUUCUAUUUGAUAUUUUAAAAUUUCCAGCUAAAAAUUAUAUUGCUAAUCUGUCCAGCAUGUGAAGAUUUACUGAUGACAUGUGUUUUUAAUAUGCACU
Molecule: messenger RNA, 1439 nt
Organism: Dama dama (fallow deer)
Lineage: Eukaryota; Metazoa; Chordata; Mammalia; Artiodactyla; Cervidae
Gene: TMEM182
Product: transmembrane protein 182
Exons: 5
Coding region: 1-585 (194 amino acids)
Cellular component (GO): membrane
Source: RefSeq, a predicted model, not a curated record